AUGGCACCAUCUUCUCUCAGCUCUGCUGUUUUCCUUCUAUCUUUGUGCCUUCUCCUCUCCCACCUUCCAUUCUGCACUCUAGAGUCCCAAAGAGAGGAAGAGCUGAGUAUUAACCCCAAAGGGCUGGAGUCAUAUGAUAAUAUGUUGUCCAAUAAUGCCACUUCGAAGCGCUGUGGUGAGGUGGUGAAGUGUAAACCAGGUGUCCUCCUGCCUGUGUGGAGUCCUAACAACCCUGGACUCGGAGACAAGAUUGCCCGUGCUGUUGUCUAUUUCAUCUCUCUGAUGUACAUGUUCCUGGGUGUAUCUAUCAUUGCAGAUCGCUUUAUGGCAUCUAUUGAGGUUAUUACAUCACAGGAGAAAGAAGUUACCAUCACUAUGCCCAAUGGAGAGACAACGGUGGCUACAGUACGCAUCUGGAAUGAGACUGUGUCCAACUUAACACUAAUGGCGCUGGGAUCCUCCGCUCCUGAGAUCUUAUUGUCUGUCAUUGAAGUUUGUGGACACGGUUUUGAAUCGGGUGAACUGGGUCCUGGCACGAUCGUCGGCAGUGCCGCCUUCAACAUGUUUGUGAUCAUUGGUCUCUGUGUGUGGGUGAUCCCGAAAGGAGAGGUGAGGAAGAUCAAACAUCUGAGAGUCUUCUUCAUCACCGCCUUCUGGAGCAUCUUUGCAUACAUAUGGCUUUACCUUAUACUCGCCAUCAUCUCACCUGGAAUUGUCGAGAUUUGGGAGGCCCUGGUGACUCUGUGCCUGUUCCCAGUUUGUGUUAUUUUGGCCUGGAUUGCUGAUCGCCGUCUCCUCUUCUACAAGUACAUGUCUAAGCGUUAUCGUGCUGACAAAAGGACGGGGGUUGUCGUGGAGACAGAAGGCGAAAUGUCCCCUAAAGGAGCAGAUACGCUCAUGCGUGGGAAGUUUCCACCAAGUGCGUCAGCUGGAAUCAUUAUCCUGGAGCACUGCCAGGAUGGGCCUAAUAACAGUGCACGCACCAUGGCAACCCUGGUAAAGUCCAACAGCACCACCGUUAACAUGGAAAGCUCGAAAGAACUGGAUGAGAGCCGCAAAGAGGUUAUUCGUAUCCUGAAGGGCCUGAAGCAGAAGUACCCCAAAAAAGAUCUGGAUCAGCUAAUGGAGCUCGCAAACUAUUACGCCCUGCUGCACCAGCAAAAGAGCCGCGCUUUCUACCGCGUCCAGGCCACACGCAUGAUGAUAGGAGCAGGUAACGUGCUGAAGAAGCACGCGGCCGAUCACGCGCGCCGGACGGCCGCUAAAGAUGUUGAAGUGUCCGAGCACGAUAACGACGCUACAUGUAGCCGCAUCGCAUUUGAGAGCAGCCACAGUCAGUGCAUGGAGAACUGCGGCACGCUGACCUUAGUUGUGUUGUGCCAGGGAGGAACCGGCGAGAACACCUUUUAUGUGGACUAUAGCACGGAGGACGGCACGGCCAACGCCGGGUCGGAUUACGAAUACAGUGAGGGGACGUUGGUGUUUAAGCCAGGAGAGACCAGAAAAGAGAUAAAGGUAGGAAUAAUAGAUGACGAUAUCUUUGAGGAGGACGAGCACUUCUUCGUCCGUCUGCUAAACCUGCGAGUCGGUGACGCCGAGGGCAUGUUCGAAAGUGACGUCGUCGGACAGGCACCGAAGGGCCAGUUAGUGGAACCACUGGUCACCACUGUGACCAUUCUCGAUGACGACCACGCAGGCAUCUUCACGUUCAGCGAGCGCAUUAAGCGUGUGAAUGAGAGUGUGGGCACCAUGGAGGUGACGGUGGUGAGGAACUCGGGGGCCCGUGGGACUGUGAUCCUGCCCUACCACACAGAGCCGGGAACAGCCCAGGGAGGAGGAGUUGACUACGAAGACGCAUGCGGAGAGCUCGAGUUCACCAACGACCAGACCACGCAAACCAUUCAGAUUAGAAUCAUUGACGAUGAAGAAUAUGAGAAGCACGAGAACUUCUACAUUGUCCUGGAGGAACCACGGUGGAUGAAGAGAGGAAUCUCUGCUCUGCUGCUCAAUCAAGAGGACCAGGAAGGGCAGCUCAGCGCUGAGGAAGAGGAAGCGAAGAGAAUAGCUGAGAUGGGGAAGCCGAUUUUGGGUGAGCACAACAGACUGGAGGUGGUCAUCGAGGAGUCCUAUGAGUUUAAGAGCACAGUAGAUAAGCUGAUAAAGAAGACCAACCUGGCACUGGUGAUUGGGACCCAUUCCUGGAGGGAGCAGUUUGUGGACGCGGUGACAGUCAGUGCACGAAACGGAGAAGAUGAAGUAGAGGGACGCGAGCAUCCGCCUUCCUGCUCUGACUAUGUCAUGCACUUUCUGACAGUGUUCUGGAAGGUCGUGUUUGCAUGCGUCCCUCCCACUGAGUACUGGAACGGCUGGGCUUGCUUCAUAGUGUCCAUCAGUGUCAUUGGCAUUCUGACAGCCAUCAUUGGAGACCUGGCCUCGCACUUCGGCUGUACCGUGGGGCUCAAAGACACAGUCACGGCUGUGGUCUUUGUAGCUCUGGGGACCUCCAUUCCAGACACAUUUGCUAGUAAAGUGGCUGCUAUCCAGGACCAGUAUGCUGAUGCAUCCAUUGGCAACGUGACUGGCAGCAAUGCUGUCAACGUUUUCCUUGGCAUUGGCGUCGCAUGGUCGGUUGCUGCAGUCUAUUGGUCAAUAAAAGAUGACAGUUUCAGAGUGAAUCCUGGCUCACUGGCCUUCUCCGUCACCCUCUUCACUAUUUUUGCCUUCAUCUGCAUGUCCGUUUUGCUCUUCCGGAGACGACCGUCCAUCGGAGGUGAGCUAGGAGGUCCUUGGGUUCCACGCCUCCUUACUACAUUGCUGUUCUUGGGUCUGUGGCUUCUUUACAUUCUUUUCUCCAGCCUGGAGGCCUACUGCCACAUCAAGGGCUUCUAA
Molecule: messenger RNA, 2889 nt
Organism: Neoarius graeffei (lesser salmon catfish)
Lineage: Eukaryota; Metazoa; Chordata; Actinopteri; Siluriformes; Ariidae
Gene: slc8a2b
Product: solute carrier family 8 member 2b
Exons: 12
Coding region: 1-2889 (962 amino acids)
Biological process (GO): sodium ion transmembrane transport; calcium ion import across plasma membrane; cell communication
Cellular component (GO): postsynapse; sarcolemma; axon
Molecular function (GO): calcium:sodium antiporter activity
Source: RefSeq, a predicted model, not a curated record